AUCGAAAAAUUAUCUACCGUCAAAGUAAUUUCAAUCAAGAUAAGACUUCUUAAAAUUCACGAUCCAUUUUACCGACAGUGUAAAAAUGUUCAAACUAACCGCGCUUUCUACUUGACGCAUGACGCACCGAUAGUUGCAAUUUGUACAGGUUAAUAUUUUUUUUUUAAUGACUGAACUAUCGGCGUUGUGCUCGCGGACUGCGUCAAAAAUACACAAAUCAGAAUUCAAAUGCUCACGUUGCACAGGUGAACGAACGUAUUAAUGCAGCGUUAUCGCUGUACGCAUUCGUUUUCGUCGUAAAUAUACUUCGAUAUACAAUAUAUGUGAACUUCAGAUUGAUGUACACGUUCCUUUUAAAAUUCAUUCAAAGUACUUCAUUGUUUUUAUCGAAUUGUUUAAAAACUGUAUAAGUGAUUAUAAUCAUAAAGACAAACUUCAACGUCAGUGGUUUUCAUGUUGUAAUGUGCGGGUAAAUGGUUUAGAGUUUUAAAAUACUUAACUCAUGAAAGAAACUUUAAAACCAGAAGAAACUUCAAUAUUUCGUAAACUGCAAUCAAUAACUCUGUCUAUUGAGUAGUUAACAAUAUAAUCUGGUGCUUAUACCUUUUGUUUUCUUUGCAACAUUAUCUGUUGUAAAUUUAUGGUCUCAGUUCAUUGUUAUAUUUUUCAGUUAGUGUAAUUUAUUUUUGUAUUAUUUUCUACCAGUUAAAAAACAUAAACAUGUCAGGUUAUAACAAAAAAGUGUCAUACUUUUAUAAUCCUGAUGUGGGGAACUUUCAUUAUGGGCCAGGACAUCCUAUGAAGCCACAUAGAUUGUCAGUUAUUCAUAGCUUAGUUAUUAAUUAUGGUUUGCACAAAAAGAUGGAGAUCUAUAGGCCAUAUAAAGCCAGUACCCAUGAUAUGUGCAGAUUUCAUUCAGAUGAAUAUGUAGAGUUUUUACAACGUGUUACACCACAAAAUUUACAAGGUUUCACUAAGUAUUUAUCCAGUUUCAAUGUUGGAGAUGAUUGUCCAGUUUUUGAUGGGCUAUUUGAUUUUUGCUCUAUGUAUACUGGAGCUUCCUUAGAAGGUGCAACUAAACUAAACAAUAAAAGCUGUGAUAUUGCUAUUAACUGGAGUGGAGGUUUGCAUCAUGCCAAGAAAUUCGAAGCUUCUGGAUUUUGCUACAUUAACGACAUUGUGAUUGCUAUUCUGGAAUUAUUAAAGUAUCAUGCUCGUGUUCUGUAUAUUGACAUUGAUGUUCAUCAUGGCGAUGGUGUUCAAGAAGCCUUUUACCUAACAGACCGUGUAAUGACAGUAUCUUUUCAUAAGUAUGGAAACUAUUUUUUUCCGGGAACUGGGGACAUGUAUGAAAUAGGAGCUGAAAGUGGACGAUAUUAUUCAGUGAAUGUACCUCUAAAAGAAGGCAUUGAUGAUGCAUCAUAUAUUCAAAUAUUCAAACCUACAAUAACGUCUGUGAUGGAUUAUUUCAGACCUACAGCUAUCGUACUUCAGUGUGGAGCUGAUUCUUUAGCAAACGACAGACUUGGCUGUUUCAGUCUUAGUACUAAAGGACAUGGAGAGUGUGUACGAUUUGUUCGUGAUUUAAAUGUACCUCUGUUAACAGUGGGUGGUGGUGGCUAUACUUUGCGAAAUGUAGCUAGAUGUUGGACUUAUGAAACAUCUUUACUUGUUGAUGAACCAAUUAGUAAUGAUUUACCUAUGACUGAGUACAUUGAGUACUUUGCUCCAGAUUUUUCGUUACAUCCAGAAGUUGUAACACGCCAAGAUAAUGCUAACAGUAAACAAUAUCUUGAUACAAUUGCUAAACAUGUUAGCGAAAAUCUAAAGAUGCUUCAGAGUUCACCUAGUGUACAAAUGCAUGAUGUUCCUUGCGAUCUUUUACCUCCUGAAGAAGAUAGACAGCCUGAACCUGAUCCAGAUUCAAGACAAAAUACUCAAGACUUAGAUAAAAUAAUUGAGCCUGCGAAUGAAUAUUAUAUGGGUGAUAAUGAUCAAGAUAAAAUGGAUUCUAGUGACACUUGAAAAUAAACUCAAAUAACUCAAUCAGACUAUUUGAUAUUUUUAUUGUGCAUUGAAGAGUAAGCAGAUUUAUUAAUGUAACUUUUUUACUCAGUCAUAUAUUUUUUUAAUUAUUAAUUUUAUUUGGAGCCUCUUUCAUAACAAAAAUGUCAAAUUAUAGAAACAUUAUUGUAUGAACUAAAAUUUUGAAUCAACUAAAAUUUGUAAAAUAUUACUUAAUAGAGCUAUUUCUAUGUUUUAAUUUUAUAUUAUGAUAAUUUUAAUACUUAAAUGACUCGAAAAAUUUAAAUGAUAAGAAAUCCAAAUAAAACAGUUAUUAUAAAUUCUAAAUGCAAUAUUAUUUAUAUGAUGCAUCAAGUGCACAUCAUGCCGUAUAAAAUUUGUGAAUGCUAGAAAACAUAUUGUAAUUUUAUAUAGGAAGAGGAGGAGACAUGAGUUGUAAUAAAAAUAUAAACAAAUUUAAA
This is a messenger RNA of Trichogramma pretiosum, 2486 nucleotides long. RefSeq names its product histone deacetylase 3 (gene HDAC3). The transcript is spliced from 2 exons. Gene Ontology annotation, molecular function: histone deacetylase activity. Bases 721 to 2025 code for a protein of 434 amino acids. The record is from RefSeq and is a predicted model, not a curated record. NCBI's taxonomy places the organism in Eukaryota, Metazoa, Arthropoda, Insecta, Hymenoptera, Trichogrammatidae.